AUGCCAGGACGAGGCAGGACCAACUUUGGUCCUUGGCGUGGUCGACCCCGACCCGGGGGAGGCUCAGGCCGUGGACUGAGGGGCGACUCACGAGGAGGCUCUUGGAGCAGUUCCGAACGCAGUCCAAUGGAGGGGCCGAGGGAAACCUCGAGGGCCCCUGCCCGGUCAAGAGCUCGCUCUACUCGUGCAUCUCGCGGGUCACGAGACGCUUCUAGUCUCAUCGGCCCAACGCCCACUUCGCCCAUUUUCUCGACUCCCCACAGUGCCCGUCAGCAGUCAGACGCAAUACAAAGGAGUGCAACUUCUAGAGCAGAGCGCAUCGAAGGCAAUGAUGUCUUGCGCCUUGUGCCAGACCACAGCCUACCUCACUAUGGGUCUAGGUCCACACCAUCGAGCGGGCUCGAAGGUCAUCCGUUUAUCAGGGGGCGGUCCCUGGCCGAAGCUGAUCGGAUGAAGCAAGUCAUCAUAGCUAUUUCUGUCGGCGAGAUGGGCGUACUUGGCUGCGCCUAUUACGACUCCGACGAAGGCCAUUUUUUUCUGCUUCAAGAUAUGCCGUGUACUGAGCCGUUACAGUUUAUCGAGACUAUCAUUGUUCAUUGCCAGCCCACGACAGUCUUGCUGCCCUUGAGGAUACCGGAUGCGGUGCUUCAGUUUCUAGAGCAACACAAUAGCACCGUGGAUCGAGACUCCGUUGCAGAACAAUACACCAUUCGGUUGCUUGGAUCGAACGAGUUCAGUCACGCCGCCUCCUUGGACAAGCUCACCGGCCUGUCGAUGAUCUGCACAGAACACGCCCUCGUUACAAAUUCAGACAAUCAAUUCGCCCAUGACGGUAUAGAGGGCACCCAGGCAGAAUGCCACAAUGUCAAAGUUAUGCGUCUAGGCACAUUCAUAGACCUCGACAGCGUCAUGUCGAUUAGAUGUGCCGGCGCCGUCCUGAGCGAUAUCACGCGCUUGGGGGAUAUUGAACAACCGCCAGGCUUUUCGGAAAAUACCUUCAUCACCUCCAUCCGAAUGUUCACCUUGACUGACUUCAUGUUUGUCAACGCCGACACGUUAUCGUCCCUCCAGGUGUUCCAAUCAGAGCUACAUCCCAACAGUCUGAUGUCGGGUACAGGCAUAGCAGCCACCGGGCUGAAAGAGAGCUUGUCCCUUUACGGCAUUUUCCAUCCACUAGCCGGCACAUUCCAGGGAAAGGCAAAGCUCAGGCAGCUAUUUCUGCGUCCACUGGUUAAUAUCGAAGUUAUUCAAGAGAGGCAUAAGACUAUUUCAGUACUUCUACGACCCGGGAACGAGGAAGCUUUUGCCGAGAUUUCAAAGACCCUGAGAAAGGUCACGGAUAUCAAAAAAGCCUUGGUUCAGCUGAAAAGGGGCGCUGAAUCUCCUACCAGCACUGCGUCGGUCGAACGCGGCGUGUGGUGGACCUUGACUCGGUUUGCACUAUCCAUGUUGCGUCUCAGGGAUGCCGUCCUUCAGCUACAAGAAGGGCACGAUAUCGCCGUUUUUAGACAGAUGAUCGAAGCUACUCCCGUAGUCAUUAUCAAGAGUGUUGGAGAACUAGUUGGGACAACUGUCGAUUUCGAGGAGACCAAAGCAAGUUCUCGGGUUGCUGUGAGAUGGAACGUCAAUCCCCAGCUCGACAGGCUCAAACAAACAUACCACGGGCUGGAUUCUUUAUUGAGUGAUGUCAGUACGUCGAUGUCCCGCAAACUCCCCGAGUGGGCCCAGAAAUACGUUACCGGUUGCGUGUUCUGGCCUCAACUGGGUUUCCUCACCGUUGUGCCUUUGCUCCCCAACACUGGCGAGGCAGGUUACGAAGGACAAGGAUUAAAUGAAGACCGAUGGGAUAAACGGUUCGUUGCCAACGGAAACGUGUAUUACAAGAACAGAUGCAUGUUGGAACUAGAUGAUCAAUUUGGUGACACAUACAGUAGGAUUGUCGAUUUGGAAGUCGAAAUACUGCACAAUCUGGCCUGUCAGGUUCUCAAAUAUGAAUCGACGCUCAGUCGUGCGUCUGAAGCUUGCGGCGAGCUAGAUUGCUUAGUAGCACUAGCUAAAGGGGCACUCAACUACGGCUGGACCAACCCAACGAUGACAACCGACAACGUUGUGUCAGUUCAAGGAGGGCGCCAUCCGCUUCAAGAGUUGACUGUACCAAAAUUCAUCCCCAAUGAUUGCCAGCUCGCUGGCGGCUCUGGCGGCGAGGUGGAAGUACGGAUGGAAGUACCCGUGAAUGAGAAUCCGAAAGCCAGUAUGCUCGUCGUCACAGGGCCCAACCAUUCUGGAAAGAGCGUAUAUAUCAAGCAGGUCGCUCUGAUAGUUUACAUGGCCCACAUAGGCAGCUUUGUGCCUGCGGAUAGCGCUACCGUUGGCAUCACUGAUCAGAUCCUGACCCGCAUCUCAACGCGAGAAAGUGUGUCACUCGCAGAGAGUUCUUUUGGCACUGACCUGAGGCAGGUUGCAUUCCUGCUGAAACACUCCACCCGCCGUACUCUGGUUGCAAUCGACGAAUUCGGAAAAGGAACAGCAACCGACGAUGGAUCCGGACUCAUGACCGCCCUUAUUGAUCAUUUCACCGCUCUUGGCUCACAGACACCAAGGGUCCUCAUCACAACACACUGUCACGAGAUAUUUGAGGACGGUUAUCUGGGGGAUAGGUCAGGGCUGUUUCUCGCACACAUGGACGUUCGCCUUGACCUCGAGACAAAGCACACCGAGGACCAGGUGGUCGCUAUGUACUGCUUGGUUCCCGGAAGAAGCAUGUCGAGUUUUGGAAGUCGGUGUGCAGCACUGAAUGGGGUAAACACCGCGGUUGUGGAGCGAGCUGAAGCAAUUGUGCUUCUCCUGGCUCGCAAUGAGGACCUCGGAGUGGCAUGUGCCAAAUUGGAUGCUGAAGCCGAGGCCCGGCUCAAAGGGUCUGAGAAUGUUGCCCGCAAGUUUCUUCAACUCUCUCUGGAAAACACUAGAACGACCCGGCCGCAGCAUGGAGCGGUUACUGGCGAGGAGCCUGUACGAAAUUUGCUUCAGAGGCUCUUGAAAGUCAAUAUUGCCGUCUGA
Messenger RNA from Colletotrichum higginsianum IMI 349063, 3057 nucleotides. RefSeq names its product MutS domain V. The transcript has 6 exons. The coding region runs from base 1 to 3057 and encodes 1018 amino acids. The record is from RefSeq and is a predicted model, not a curated record. Lineage: Eukaryota; Fungi; Ascomycota; Sordariomycetes; Glomerellales; Glomerellaceae. Gene Ontology annotation, biological process: chiasma assembly; mismatch repair. Gene Ontology annotation, molecular function: ATP binding; ATP-dependent DNA damage sensor activity; mismatched DNA binding. Gene Ontology annotation, cellular component: nucleus.